Molecule: messenger RNA, 3010 nt
Organism: Arvicola amphibius (Eurasian water vole)
Lineage: Eukaryota; Metazoa; Chordata; Mammalia; Rodentia; Cricetidae
Gene: Igsf5
Product: immunoglobulin superfamily member 5
Exons: 15
Coding region: 245-2338 (697 amino acids)
Biological process (GO): cell-cell adhesion
Source: RefSeq, a predicted model, not a curated record
GCUAAUGGUUAACUGGGAAUGUCCCUGCAGCUAGGGGCACCCACACCGUUCUGCACCUCCAUGUUUAUAGUCUAGGUCACAGACGGGAUAGGGCCACCUUACGAGAAACUUCCUGUUACCGGGUAAAGAGUGUCCAGUCAGAAGUGUUCCUGUGUUUGUGUGGAGUGCGGACAACAACCAGGAAGCCCUGCGUGAACGGAAUACAAGAGAUUUACCUGUCUGAGGGAAGAAGGAUCAUGCUGAGAUGGAGGGCAGGUGGAGAGGAGUCCUGGCUGUGCUGGUCAUCUUGGCUGGGCUGACAGCUUCUGGAUCCAGUUAUCAGAUCAUCGAAGGUCCUCAGAACGUAACAGCCCUAAAGGGAUCAGAGGCGCGCUUCAACUGCACUGUGACCCACGGCUGGAAGCUCAUCAUGUGGACUCUCAAAAACGUUGUGAUGCUGAGUAUCACUUCCCAGGAAACCAUCAUCACCAACGACCGCUUCACCUCCGCCAGUUACAACGGGAGCGACAGCUUCAUUUCGGAGAUGAUCAUCCACGAUGUGCAGCCCAGCGACUCGGGGCGUGUGCAGUGCAGCCUGCAGAACAGUGACGUGGUUGGAACGGCCUUCCUCUCCGUGGAAGUUAUGGGGACCCUGAACAUUCCCAACAGCAGCCUUGUAGUCACGGAGGGUGAACCCUGUAACGUGACUUGCUCUGCCCUGGGAUGGACCCCACUCCCAGACAUUUCCUGGGAGCUUGAGGUCCCAGUAAGCCAGUCCAGCUACUAUUCCGUUCUGGAACCGGGUGACUUUACAAGGACCUUGAGUGUCCUGGCUCUCACACCACUGGGCAAUGGGACCUUGACAUGUGUGGCAGAGCUGAAGAAUCUGCAGGCCAGCAAAUCUUUAACUGUCAACCUAACUGUGGUUCAGCCCCCGCCUGAUAGUAUUGGUGAGGAAGGCUCAUCACUGCCGACCUGGGCGAUUGUACUGCUGGCAGUGGGCUUUUCCUUGCUCCUGAUCCUGAUCAUCGUUCUGAUUGUAGUAUUCUGCUGCUGUGGUAUCUCCAGGAGAGAAAAAGAAGAAUCUAGCUAUCAAAUGAAAGAAUACAUGGUAGCUGGUAUGUUAACAGGAAUACAUGGUAGCUGGUAUGUUAACAGGAAUACAUGGUAUCUUGUAUGUUCACAAGAAUACAUGGUAGCUGGUAUGUUCACAAGAAUACAUGGUAGCUGGUAUGUUCACAGGAAUACACAGUAUCUUGUAUGUUCACAGGAAUACACAGUAGCUGGGCUUCCUACAGUGAGGCCCAUGCACACUGUGCCAUGUCUGCUCUCCAGGGCUUCCUACAGUGAGGCCCAUGCACACUGUGCCAUGUCUGCUCUCCAGGGCUUCCUACAAAAAACGGCAAGCGUGAAGACAAUCAAAGCAGAGCCUGAGACAAGGUUAAAAAGUGGAAAGGAAAACUAUGGGUACAGUUCGGAAGAAGCAAGGAGAGCACAGAUUGCUUCUCUUCCUCCGAAACCUGGUGAAGUCAGCCUUCCAAAACAAAACAUUUACAGCUCUACUUAUCAGGUCUCUAGCACCUUUGCUGUUCUGGCUUCCUGGAUCUGUAGAAUUCACAUCUAUACUAGUACUUUUUGGGCUGUUUGUCUCAUGGAAGGAUUGCUGGGUGCUGGGUUUGAAAAGCAGGAGAAUAAUGUGGUUUGCCCUGCAUGUGAGUUCUAUGGCCAUGAGGUUGACAUUGAGGAAGAUCCUGUUGGGACUGGAGUUUGGGUGGAGGUGGGAAGAGUCCUUGGUCAGAAUAUGGCCAGAACUGUUUGGAGUGACAAGAUACCUGGCAAAGGCAACAUAAAGAAGGAAUGGUUUCUUUUGGCUCACAGUUUGGAGACACAGUCCCAUUAUGGGUCCCACAAAAUAGAGAAAGAUGGGCACUUCUGGUUCAGGUCAGUGCUGGCUCCCAGCUCUUCCCCAGCUCCAGCUGGCCAGUUAGAGUUCAGGGCUGUUGACUACAUCUGUGCUGCUCUGCAGACACCCCCCACUCCCACCCUGCAGUCUAAACCUAGAUCUCUAGCUGUGACCCAGCCUGCCGCCAGUACCGUUCCUAGUCUGGACUUCUGGGGUGCUCAAUGGGGUGCUGGUGUCCAUGCUGCCAUAGUGAUGUCUUGUGAGGGCAGGGGUGAUGCUCUUGGGUCAGACCCUUCUUCAUCUUCUGAUAGUUUCAGACCAGCCAGCGAGCACACUCACCUUUCUGUCUUUGUUACCCAGGAACCAAAAACAUGCCAGCCCAGCCCAGCGAAUCAUCCACGGGUUGCUUUGACGUCGCCCAGUCCUCGGAAGGUCAGAAAUGCGACGCUGGUGUAGUAAAGACUCCCCAUGGCUGUGGCUCUGUGUACACCCACCAAGAUUGAUACCAUCUUCCUCUCAUCCUGAGACUGGCCUGCAGCUUGGCCAAAGAGGCCCACCUUGGAGUCACGGAAGCUGAUGCUUUAUGGUGACGGGGGAGUCCGUUUUCCUCAUACCAAGAAGAAUUUGAUUUUGAAAUGUUCAUGGUUUUGGAUGAAUUCCUUAAAGUGGGACUGAGCAAAACCUGACGGUCUGCCAUGGAGAUUGUUCCUCGUGGAUUGACGCUCCUGCUUGGUAACCCAACAAAAGGCAGACAGGACUGGAUUCUGCCUUUCGAAAUGUUUUUGUUUGUCCUAUAUCAUGGUAAUAUGCUAUUUUAUGUGUUUUUAUAGCUCGGGGCAAUUGCUGUAUAUUGUCACUGAACGAGAGCAUAACAAUUAGAAUCAACUGGAUCUUUCUAGGUGGACUGGCCUUCAGAGCUCAGCGGGUUAAAUUAAAGGAGGAGCAAUGCCAGGUGCAAUGUGCAGACGACAGUCAGUCCCGGCUGCUCUCUUAUCCUUGCCCCAUGUCUGUGGGUGAGUUAGGGGUGGACUCUGCCUGACAGGGCACAACGCUUGCAUUAUUCAAGCAUCAUGGAAGAACUGGAAAGAGAUAUCUAUUUAAUAAACAAAGAGAAAACAAAACACCUUA